UGACCACAUAGUAAGAGAUAAGAAAACAGGCCAAAGAAAUGACAUACCUCCAAACUAGAGACUCCAGUCGUUCUUUGACUCACGUAGAUCGUAGUCUAGCGGUCGGACUUGUCGCUUUGUGUCUAGUUCAACAUGCGUUAUAGGGGCACCAAGUCAUAAUGUUUUUUUGAUUAGUUUCUUAGAUGAUUUAUGGAAUAUUGUGAUUAUGCGAGUUCUUUUAUCGACGGAUCAUUAUUUGUUUUGCUGGAAAAGCAAACACUUCAAGAAGUAUUGCUGGUCUAUGGAUUUGCAAACCGUGCGAGAACCAAGCUGAAUGUGAUUCUCAACCCAAAGAAUAUUGCGUCUGGGGAGAAGUCAGGGAUGCAUGCAACCGAAGAGCAUGCGCAAAGGGCCCAGGAGAAAGAUGCGGAGGUUCCUUGAACAUUUUGGGUCAAUGCGGAGAAGGAAUGAUGUGCAAGUCUGAUGAAAAAUGCCACGGAUGUUCUCUCCAAACCAUGCAAUGCUACAAUGAAUAGAACUUAAUUUGAUCUCAAUAUUACAAGAAUCAGUAUUACCGGCCCUUCGGUCCAGACAUUUCCUAUAUGUGACAAACGCCCGAUAUUAAAUGUUUAGUUUUUCAACAACAUAACUAGGAUAUAUAAUGAAUGUAACUAUAUUUAUAGGUAAAUUAUUUUAAUUAUUCAAUGAUGCGAACAAAUAUACCAGAUGGAUACUUUGUACAUUUCAGAAA
Leptinotarsa decemlineata (Colorado potato beetle) is the source of this 730-nucleotide messenger RNA. RefSeq names its product neuroparsin-A. The record is from RefSeq and is a predicted model, not a curated record. NCBI's taxonomy places the organism in Eukaryota, Metazoa, Arthropoda, Insecta, Coleoptera, Chrysomelidae.